Messenger RNA from Rotaria sordida, 303 nucleotides. Lineage: Eukaryota; Metazoa; Rotifera; Eurotatoria; Philodinida; Philodinidae. The record is from the annotation of a GenBank genome assembly.
AUGACACAUUUUAUUGAUAUUGCUUUAAUCAUACUUUCUGCUGUCACCUCUAACAAGUUACCUUGUACACCGCUUGAUGACUAUGUCAAUACCCUUGAUCCAUUAUUUAGUUGGAAAUGUCUUCAAACAUAUUCACUACCGACUCAUAUGCUCUACGUAUUAAAUAUGACAUUACAACAAUGGUUUGAUGAGUCGUUUUCUUCGCAACCAAUUUGGUGGCACUAUGUAACUAUUACAGUUCCAAGAAUUAUUCGUCGUAAUAAAACGGCAUUCUUAUUAAUCAAUCAUGGAAAUAAUCCGUAA